Plasmodium relictum is the source of this 1752-nucleotide messenger RNA. Its product is annotated as conserved Plasmodium protein, unknown function. The transcript has a single exon. The record is from RefSeq and is a predicted model, not a curated record. Lineage: Eukaryota; Apicomplexa; Aconoidasida; Haemosporida; Plasmodiidae. Bases 1 to 1752 code for a protein of 583 amino acids.
AUGAUAUAUUUUCAAUUUUUUUUUUGUAUAUUUCUGUUUUUUUUAAAUAAAAUCAUUGUAAAUAAUAUAAAUAUAAAAAAAAAAUGCGCCCAAUUGAACAAAAUUUCAUCUAAUAAAAUAAAUUUUAAGAGCUUGAAUUGUGAUAAAUUAUUUUUUCUUUAUUUUAAAAAUACAAAAAAAUAUAAUGGAAUCCAAAGAAGAAAAAGAGUUUAUUUUGAAAGAAGUGGAAUAAACGUACCUAAAGAUGUAGCUAUGUUUGGCAGAACAAACGUUUAUUACAUAAGAGAAAGUAUUUACAAUAAAAACGAAAACAAUUUAGUUGAAAAUGAAAUAAAUUCGUUAAAUAUAGAGGAACUUAAUGAUAUAGAAAAUUAUUAUACAGGAAAUACAAAUAUAAGUAACACAGAUAUAAAUAAUGCAGGUGAUAAAUUGAAUUCAUUUGGUGUUUCAGAGGAAAAUAGUAAUACUAGUAAUAUUAACAAAAAUACAAAUGAUGAAGAAGAUGAAAAAUCAGGUGAUAAUGUUUUUAAUUAUAUAAAUAAAAAAAGAGAUUAUAUUUCUCAAGUUGGAAAUACUCCUAAAGUUGAUGUUUAUGAAAGAACAUACAAAGCUGAUGAAAAAAAAUUACAAAGAAUUUUUGAAAAUGUAAAUGAAGUUAACUUACAAUUAUUAAAAGAUAUAAAAAGUAUUGAUGAAAAAGAAAAACUUAUAAAUAAAAAAGUAAUUGAAAAAGUAAGAGAAGAUAUAAAAAGGUUUCAAGAAACAAAUGAAAUUAUAGAUGUCAAAGGUAAUAUUAUAAAGCAAAGUAGUGAAACAAAAAAUAAAGAUGAAUCAAAAAAAAACACCUCUAACACAGAUAUGGAUGAUGAGGAAAAAAAUGAAGUAAUUAAAAAAUUAUAUAUGGUUGAUAAAAAAACAGAUAAAUAUUUAGAGGAGGACGUUUAUUUUGUUAUACAGAUGUGGCUACCAGAUAUUAGAAUUGAUGAUACCCUUAUACUUAUAGAUAAUAUAGAAAAAUUUUAUAAUGAUUUUGACAUUUCAAAAUAUUAUGAAAAAUUUAAAGAAAUAAAAAACAGAAAUUUUUCUUAUGAUUUAUCCUCAUAUGAAAUUGAAAAUGUUCCUAAAAACAUUAAUGACGAUACCGAAAUAGAGUGUGAACAUGUUAAUUCGUAUAAUAAUACAUAUAACAAACUGAACAAUUAUAAUUUAAAAAAGUAUACAUAUACCUACACCACUAAUGAAAAUAUGGAUACUAAAUUUAAUAAAAAUGAGCCUAUGCCCCCUAUUGUUCUAAUUAAUACAAAAAAAAAUUUAAUGGUUCAAGAAUGGGAAUGUAAAAAUUUUAAAAAUAGGCAAAAAAGAGAUAAAUCUUAUGAAUAUACAAGAAUUCAAAGGGCCUUCAGGCCAUUUUCUUAUGUGGAUCUAAGUGACAUAAAUUGUAUAUAUAAAAACAAUUUUCUCCAAGUAAAAAUGAAGUUAUCUCAUAGAAAAUACAAAAAUGACAUUUACCCAUUUUUUGUUCCUAUUAAAAGAAAUUCUGAUGAAUUACUAGAUUUUAAUGGAUAUAAGAAGAAUGGAGAUAAUGCUUGGUCCUUUUUUUGGCAUAAUUUUAAUUAUGACAAAGACACAGAUUAUAGCUUUUUAAAUAAAAACAUAAAAUUAAAUAUAACAGAAACAAAAUUUCAAGAAGUUAGUAAAAAGAAAUCAAAGAAAAUUAUGAGAAAGAUUUUAAAAGAAAGAAAAGGGAAAUGA